CAGCAGCAAGUCAGGACUUCCAUUUGUUUUGCAUUCCGCAGCAAUGCAAACCACAGAGCGUUCUGGAGCAAGAAGAAGGUCCAUAUCAACCGAGUGAUGUGUGAAUGAUAUCCAGCGACAAAACUGAAACAAAAAGUGCCACCAGGAAUGAAUGAAGGUACCUACAUCUCUCUCGCAUUUCCAACAACAUAUUGGUCUCUUCCAGAGUCCUAGUGAAUGCCAAAGGAUGAGCCCCCACAACUUGCUGCCUCUCUUUUUGCUCGCCCUUCUUUGGGUGACUGGAGCCCCAUUCCGGAUCUGUGCCUUCAACACUCAGCAUUUUGCCCAAGGAAAGGCAGACAAAGCCGACGUCAUGGACAUUUUUGUCAAGAUUCUGUCUCGUUGUGAUAUCUCCGUCCUACAAGAGGUGAUGGAUGCAAAAGGGAAGGCUGUUCCCGCCUUGUUGGCAGUGCUGAAUAGCUUUGAUAGUUCUGGACAUUAUAAGUACCUCGCCAGUCCUCUACUGGGGCGGAGCAAUUACCAAGAACGCUACGUGUUCAUAUACAGAUCUCUCAGGACUCAGUUGCUAGAUUCCUACACAUACGAGGACAAUCACCCAGACCGACCCGACAUCUUCACAAGGGAGCCGUUUGUUGCCCGCUUUACAGUGCCAAGUAAAGUACUCUCAGAUGUGGUGCUGAUCCCUCAACAUACGAUGCCCUCCAAGGCAGAAACUGAAAUCGAUGCUCUCUAUGAUGUUUUCCUGAAUGUGCGGGAUCGCUGGAACACAGAGGAUAUGAUUUUCCUGGGCGAUUUCAAUGCGGACUGUGGCUUUGUGGCCAAGAAACGCUGGGGGCAAAUCCGGCUGCGACAACAACCUGACUUCCAUUGGCUUAUUGGGGACAAAGCUGAUUCUACGGUUCGGGAAAACACCCGCUGUGCCUAUGACAGGAUUGUGGUGCAUGGAGAUCGUUGCCUGGGUGUGGUCAUCCCUGGAUCAGCUCGGCCAUUUGACUUCCCCAAGGAAUAUGGACUCUCUGAGGCAGAGGCACUGAAGGUCAGUGACCACUAUCCUGUUGAAGUGGAGCUGAACACAGCCUGUCAUAGAUUCCAGCCUGCUGGGGUCAUUCUGCUGGCGUUAGCCAUGUUGUCUGGCUCGGGAUAUGGCAUCUGAAGUUCUGAUCCUAGAGACACACACACUGGCAGUUUUAUUGGUUGCUCAGUGAGAAGGAUUUGUGAAAAAACAUCUUUUUCUGAGCCAACAUGUGGUUUACAAGAAGAAGAAGAAUUUGGAUUUAUACCCCACCUUUCUCUCCUGUAAGGAGACUCAAGGUGGCUUAAAAGCUCCUUUCCUUUCCUCU
Messenger RNA from Sphaerodactylus townsendi, 1340 nucleotides. Its product is annotated as deoxyribonuclease-1-like 1. The record is from RefSeq and is a predicted model, not a curated record. The transcript has 10 exons. Gene Ontology annotation, biological process: DNA catabolic process. Gene Ontology annotation, cellular component: nucleus. The coding region runs from base 152 to 1153 and encodes 333 amino acids. NCBI's taxonomy places the organism in Eukaryota, Metazoa, Chordata, Lepidosauria, Squamata, Sphaerodactylidae. Gene Ontology annotation, molecular function: DNA nuclease activity.